This is a messenger RNA of Mya arenaria, 4826 nucleotides long. RefSeq names its product toll-like receptor 4. The transcript is spliced from 2 exons. Lineage: Eukaryota; Metazoa; Mollusca; Bivalvia; Myida; Myidae. The record is from RefSeq and is a predicted model, not a curated record. Gene Ontology annotation, molecular function: transmembrane signaling receptor activity; protein binding. Gene Ontology annotation, cellular component: membrane. Gene Ontology annotation, biological process: immune response; toll-like receptor signaling pathway; inflammatory response. Bases 124 to 2745 code for a protein of 873 amino acids.
AUUUGGCCAUUCCAUAGAAUCAUCUCGAAUGCUUGAGUCGUGUAUAUUUUCAAUGUGUAUCAUGAAGAUUUAUAUUCAACAUUUACUACAUUAUUAUUGAAGAUGUUGGAUUGAUCGAUCAUUAUGACGAAUAUGGAGUUGUGGACAAUGUUACUAUUAUUAUUUAUAAUAGUAAAUGCAUGUGUUGUUCGGGAAGAGUUUGAUGUGUUGGCAACGGCUGCUGAUACUGAGCCAAACAAACACGUAUGCCAUGGACCAUGCCAUUGCAUCUACAGGAGAUUUAGCAUCGUUGUUAAUUGUUCACAUGGUCAGCUCCAGGCAAUACCACCAGAUCUACCAGAAAACACGACAGAACUACAGUUUUCGUAUAACAAGCUCACGGCAUUGAAUAGUUCCAUGUUCAAUGGUCUUAUGAAGCUUGAAAUAUUGAACAUAAGUUUUAACGAAAUAAACGACAUUGAACCGAAUACAUUUUCUGACCUAGGGGAAACUCUAACUUCUCUAUACUUAACAUGCAACAGAGUUAGAUACAUGGAAAGGUUUAGGAAAGCGUUAACACCAUUGUUACGUUUAAAAUCCUUGUACAUACAGCAAUGCUUGAAAGACAUUGAAGACGGUGAAGUAUUUCCAGGGCAUGAAUUGAAGCAAAUGCCACAUCUCACAAAUCUUUCAGUGGAUUUGAUAAAUAAAGAAGGAUUCGCCAUAUAUCUAAAUAGCCUUGAAUAUAUGGACAUCAAGUAUUUUAAACACGACCCACGCAUUCCAGAUCCACAUUUCAGAGGAACUAACAGAUGCAAUUUGCCAACACUGACUAGGGAUGUGCUUGCCAAUCUUACGAAUGUUCGUUGGCUCCGCCUGAACAGCUGCAAUAUUUCAAAAGCUGAAAUAGAAUGCCUUGUAGAUUUUGACAAUAUAACUUUCCUGGAUCUUUCGUUCAAUGUGAACUUGGGAUUUACGGCAUUGCCAGGAAUAAUGUCCGGACUUCAAAAUAAAGACUUUGAGGAAUUAGUUAUUCAUCAAAUCCAUGAUACAUUUGGUGACUGCACUAAAAUUACCAAAGAACAACUCAAAUACUUCCAAAACGUUACAAGCUUUCGAAAACUAAUAAUGAGCUCGAACAGAUGGUCGUCAUUUGAAGAAGAUUCGAUCAAGUUCUUCCCAAAAGAGUUUCAAUAUAUUGAUGCAAGUCAAAAUUUAAUGCUUUUGGGGAACUAUUUUAAAGAUAUAUUCUCAGGAAAAUAUUUCUCAAACGUAAAGUUUGUCAACAUUUCUACCCAAAGAAUAAAAUAUGGAAUUAAACCACUUUUCUUUAAUCCAACAUUCUUCGUACAAGAUGUGUGGCAGAAUCGUGAAGCUAUGGCGAAUAAUACGAACAGGUUGUGCCCCAGUUGUCAAACGAAUACAAGUCAUGUCGUCGUACCGUUACCGCAGAAGAUUGAAGUUUUAGACAUAAGUCAACUUGACAUGGAUAUUCGGGUUCUCAAUUUGUGUAUUUGUGAACCCAAUAGUCUUAGAGAGUUUUACAUGCGUAAAAACAAAUUCAGAACAAUUGAAGGUCCGCUGAUGGGUAUGAAACAUGUGCAGCUUCUUGAUUUGUCGAACAACGCUUGUGCAAAUUUAUCUUCUGAGGCAUUUCAUUUUCUUCCUAAUUUGACACGGUUGUAUUUGUCGGGAAAUUUGCUGGGUUAUUCAUUGGAACGUGACGAAGCUGGAAUAACAUUUCAGAACUUGAGUCGGCUCGAGGAACUUGACCUUUCAUUCAACAAACUGCGUUACCUUCCUUUUUAUAUAUUCAAGGGUUUGACAGGUUUGGAAAUGUUGAUAUUGAAAAACAACAAUAUGAAGACCUUUGCUGUUAAUAUGCAGAUGAUGACGCGCCUGUCUCGUUUAGUCCUGAAUAACAACAAUUUGAGAUAUAUCCCUAAACUUCAAAUGAAACAGAUCGACAAAAUUAUACAAAGUAAAUCGCUGCGAAUUAACUUGGCGAAUAAUAAGUUCAAAUGCAAUUGUACAGACACUGAGUUUGUCCGAUGGAUUCAGAAUAACAAUGUGAACCUUGUGGAUGUUGAGACCUACAUAUGUACAUACAUAGACGACACACCUAAAAAUAUUACCGGGUAUAGCCUCGUGCACGAUCUGGAAAAGGAAUGUGCCAGCUACACCCUCCUCAUAGUCGUGGCAUCAAUACUCGUGUCAGCGUUUCUGAGUAUUUUGACUGGCGGCAUCAUAUACCGGUAUCGUUGGGACUUGCGAUAUUUGUAUUAUUCCUCGAAGUUUCGUAUGAAGGGAUAUAUGCCGGUCGACGCUGAUGAAGAUAGGUUUAGAUAUGACAUAUUCGUUUCAUACAGUGAUCAAGAAAGACAUUUUGUCGUUGCUGAUCUGGUGCAUGAGUUGGAGGAAUCACGGUCUUUAAAAUUAUGCAUCCAUGAGCGAGAAUUCUUUCUCGGUGGCAUGGUGACUGAAAAUAUCGUCUAUGCCAUAAACAACUCUAGAAAAACUCUGGUACUUCUUUCAAAGGGGUUCAUCGAGAGCCACUGGUGCAGAUACGAGUUGAACAUGGCCAGGAUGGAGGCGAUCAAGACUGGAAGAGAUGUGCUGUGUACCGUUAAGAUGGAAGAAAUCAUACAUGACAACAUGCCGUUGGAAGUGAUUGACGUCCUAAGGAAUCAUACGUACAUCCAACUUCCGGAGGAGAGAGAACAUAUGACCAUGUUCUGGGACAGGCUAUAUACAGCACUUUCCUAAUAAAAUGUAUGAACCUGCCUUAUUGAAAGCAACAAUUGUUAGGUCUGCUGUGUAUUUCCUUAAUAAAAUCAUAAGUAUUAACUGGAAUUUAUGCGAGCGAGAGAGAAAUAUGGGUGACAGGUGACAAUUUCACUGAAGCGGGGAUACAGCUAACCGCUUUUUGGGUAAAAAUGUUUCAACACUUGGGGAGUGACACCUUAAGAACUCGGCUUCAACGUCUACAUCCGAAGUUGUUUUUAUGGAAAAUGGUCGGGGAGUUCCAAUAAGACUGAUAAUAUUAUCUUGUCAAUGGCGACCUAGUAUUGGAAUUUCUUGUCCUAGGUCAAACCGUUCUCAAGAUACUGUGCAUUUUUAAACUGAUGACUAUGCUUUUGCCCUCUUAAUCAAUUUGGUGUAAAUUGUCCGUCAUAUGCAACCUACCACUAAUUUAAAAAACAACCUUAAUUCCUGACCUUGAUCUUGUGACAGUGCUUACUAAAUUUUAUACGCUGCUGACCCACUGACAAAAAGAAGGGUAAUUUACUAUCAAAUGAAAACUUCCAAAAAAAUAUUUAAGUGAUAGUUCAAACUGUUUUAGUAAGUGUGGUAAAGAGCACACUCACCAGACAAUAUAAUUCAGAGUCGAAUUUUUGGCUGUUCAUCACGUAACGGGACAUACUAAUGUUUUUAGCCGACUAUGGUCGUUUGUUUAAACGGAGUUCUGGUUAUGUUUGGACUAACCGAUUAUAGUGUUGUGCUUGUCAUUGUAGUUUUGAAUAUUCCUUGCACUGAAUGCGGCAUAUGCGUAUGGUAAUAAUUCGCAUUAAUAUCGCGUGUAUUCAUGUUUGAACCAGGUGUUUACAUUUUUCGUAAAUGUGGAGAUUCCCAUCGUCUCCAUAUUAUAAUCCUUGAUAAUAUUUAGCUUUGCUAGUAUGUGAAAAUAUUGUCGUUGAAUCAUGACAAGUUGUAUUAUGUCCAAUUACUUGUCAAACAGCCAAAAUUUUAGCUCUUAAUAAUACUUCUAGUGUCUGUGUCAAUGGAUAAGCAAUUUGAUAAUAUUGUGAUGGACUACAAGCGGCACGGCAUAGGUUUUAUUCAAAUUUCUAUGUAGCUUAAAGUUAACAGUUUUGUAAAAUACUGGACUGUUUAUACAUGUAAUAGGGUACAAUUCAAAUCACAUGUCCAAGAGAAGCGAAAACAUCUGCUGUCGAGGCUGGAAUAUCAGUAGACGUAUGUGAAAUUGUAUACAAAUUGCGUGUUCAAAAAAAGAGAAAGAACGAUGCAGAUGAUAGAUUAUUAAAUUUUAAGAACUAUUUAAUUUAAUGUUUUAAUCUUGGACUUAAUGUUAACUAGGUAUUGUUGAUUUGAUUGGGAAACUUGUAUUGUUCAAUGAAUGACCUUUGAUCUACUGACCUAAAUUUCAAUAUGGUCAUCAUCGGGUCGUCACUCAUCUAGGCAUAAGCGUUCUCUAGUUAUCAAUUGGACACAUUUUGGUUUACUUGCAGACAAAACUAUGCACAUGACACAAUAUGCCACCAUGUCUUUGAAAAGGUGUGUGGGGCAUAAAAGAAGUUUUGGAUAGAAGGGCAUAAAAGAAAAAUGAAAAUGUUAAGGAAGGCCUAUGCAGAUGCAGUAAUGCUAAAAACAGCGAUAAGUUAGUCUUAUGCAAGAUUCCAAUAUGGGCAUAAGAGAGGAAGUGAUGAUCAACAAUGCUGCUGACCACAGUCGAUUACGUCAAAUAACAUCGUGCAAACAAUGAACUGCUUGUAGAAGACCAUCGCAUAAGGAUACGUGAAAAGAAGGAAAAUGUGGCCGGAUUAAGUUCAGUGAUGUUUCCAUGGAGACUUUCUACACCAUCUUAAAAGACCUAUGACUUUGCGUUACUGCAUAAAUAUUAUAUCUUCUGAUUAACAUAUCGACACAGUUUCUUUGCGUUCGUUUAUGUUCACAGAAGUACGAAGUUAUUCAUAAAUAUUUAAAUGCAAAAACAAGGACGUUAAUAUGAUUUUGAAAUAUAAUACAGUUGACUUUGUAUAAACAGAAACAUAGUAUAAUGGCAUGUUUAUUCAUCUAAAGGGACAAAACUUCCUGGCAACGACGGU